Molecule: messenger RNA, 1895 nt
Organism: Rhipicephalus sanguineus (brown dog tick)
Lineage: Eukaryota; Metazoa; Arthropoda; Arachnida; Ixodida; Ixodidae
Product: WAS/WASL-interacting protein family member 3
Exons: 9
Coding region: 210-1880 (556 amino acids)
Molecular function (GO): protein binding
Source: RefSeq, a predicted model, not a curated record
CUGGGGUGUCCGCGGUGUCCGUGGGUGUCAUUUUGACGACAGCGUCUUUGCGCAACGCAUGUUAUGUGGGCGGUUCAGUUUGAUCGUCGUUUAUGCGAGUUUCACUUCGUGCGGAUUCGUGAAGUCGAGAAGUAGCGUCAGUCCUGAAGCAGAGCGGCGUUUUGAACUUUGUUUCCUGUGUCCUUCGUCUGCGCAAGGUGCAACCGCCUAUGAGGGAUGAGCAAGGGGGCCAAGCCUUGGCUUCUCCAAGGUCCAAUGUCAAGACCCUCCGUGAGCUGUUCAAUGACAAGGAUGCCAAGUCUACGCCGCGUGUUGCCUCUGUCAAAAGGCGAGAAGGCCCAGCCGAGGUGCGGAUCCCUCGCCCUAGCCUCGCACCAAAACCACCCAGCAACCGCAGGGUUGACUCUGCGAAGGAAACAUCCAGCCCUGUUGGUGAUUUGCCUGAAACCCGGGGGGCGUCCUCCACCAGGAGAGUCUCAUUUGAGCAUGGCAGGGUGCCAUCAGAAGUUGCGCCAUCGCAGCAAGCACCACCAGGGGCCGUCUCCUCCUCUGUCCUCCGCGAGGACUCUCUCUCACACACGGUUGUAGGGGACCACCCUGCCUCUGCGUCCUGCGAGGCUCUGUGUGAAGAGGAGGAGGACUACGUGACACCCAUUUCCUUAUCGAAGCCACUGGAGCCUCCUCACAAGAAAAGUGUUCCAUCAGCGCCACCAAGGAGUGAGGAAGCGUGCAUGCCGAAACCUGUGGAGGGUUCUUCACACAGGACAAAGCCAAAGCUUCCCGAGCCCCCCCUGUAUGUGCCAGCGCAGCUGGUGCACCACCCUGUGGUGUCUGGCUGGCUGCGGCGAGAGCUACCUGGGGCUACUGCUUGCCCUCCAAAGCCAACGAGGCCCUCUGGAAUGCGCUUGCUGGUCUACUCUAGUCUACAAAAUGUUGCACCCAGCGCAGCCCAGCUGAACAGGCCUUUGCUGCCCGACCGAAGCACUCCUCCCCCUGCUCCCCCAUCGCGAGCCCCACCACCUCGUCCUUCGGUGCCCAAACCACCACGGAUGCUUCCAUCGUUGCCCACUACUUCACCAGCGGACGAUGCAUGCUCAGAACCCCGGCAGCCGACAUCUCCCAUCCCUGAAUACACAGAGGAUGAAGAGUUGGGCAGCAUAGAAGCCGAUGCAGAGCUGUAUGCAGACACUGAAAUGGACAAUGCGACACCACCUUCACUGCCACCGGCACGCACUCCCACUGUGCCACCUCAGCCACAAGAGGAUGAGCUGUACCAAGAUACCCUGGAAGAGCUCUAUGAGGAGAUGCCAACAGCGGAGAUCGCACCUGCGUUACCACCUCCACUGAAGGUACUGGACAACCUGCCCAGGAAAGACAAGCAGCAGCAUGAUAGCGUGUGCAAGGCAUUUGGGCUUCCGAGUGGCUGGGAGCAGCUGCAGCCUGUGGAUGCCGGUCAUGCACGAACCAGCUGCAGUGGUGGUGGCACCAAGAACCUGGACCUUCCACUGCACUGUGGCGAGCCUGUGUACGUCCUUCGAUUUGAGAACAACCCUCCGGGCAAGUGGCUUGUUCGGAACCACCGGGGAGAAGUGGGCUAUGCUGACCUGAUGAACAUAGAGGUAGAUGCUGAAUCCGUCAAGUUUGCGGCCGAAGCGAGCUUGGACAGGAGUCCUGACCAUUCUUGCCACUGGUUGGCCAAAUUGACUUCCUGUGUUGGGCAAGUUAGGUCAGCUUUGCCUCCUCCCCUUCUGUCACAUGAUGCCGUGACAACAAACACUUUUGCUGGGCUGCCAUCAAAGCCCUUUGCUGAAGCUUCAUUGCACACAGCUCGUGGAAUGGGUGCAUCUAGAGCAUCGAUAUUUCUUGCUUUCAUCGCUUGACUGUGCAGUUUGACC